Molecule: messenger RNA, 1889 nt
Organism: Balaenoptera ricei (Rice's whale)
Lineage: Eukaryota; Metazoa; Chordata; Mammalia; Artiodactyla; Balaenopteridae
Gene: HNRNPC
Product: heterogeneous nuclear ribonucleoprotein C
Exons: 8
Coding region: 680-1603 (307 amino acids)
Cellular component (GO): nucleus
Molecular function (GO): RNA binding
Source: RefSeq, a predicted model, not a curated record
UAUUAUUUAUUAUUAUACUUAAUGAUGGUGAUGAUGAUGAUGAUAAUGACACUGAUGAUUUUUAACCGGAUUAAAUCGAGUUUUUCUGAAUGUUCAUAAGAAUUUCUCCGGCCUCCUGAUUGACUUUGGAGUUUUGCAUCUUGGGAGAGAAAGUGAAGGCAUUAGCAUUUUUAAGUGGAUUGAUCACAUAAACCUUUUCUCUCCCAACCCCUCCCCUCCCCCCCGCCCUCAUCCCCUUCCCCACGCUCGAAAGAAUUUUACUGGCUGUUAAGUCUGUGACCUUAUUUUUCCUGAUCUUUAACUUAACUGUUUUAGAGCAUCUCUGGACGUCGUCUGUAUUUUUAAUUUUUUUAUUUUUGUUUUUUUUAUUUUUAAUCUUUCAUUUGUUAAAUUUUUAAACUGUGCUGCAAUAAAAUGUGUGUGGUACUACUUAACACCUAAGUUGGUGAUGGCAUUUUCCCAGAAAGCCAUCUCCCUCCUGUUUCCCUUGAAAUCCCAUCCUGCUUUUCCUGUACACUACCCCUCACAAACCACAAGCUGCAGCAACAUGGAUGCCCAGCCUGGAGCAGCAGCAGCCAGGAUGACCUGGAGCCAGGGGGGCCUUCGGAACAGAUGCACACCCUUCCUGGGUGAUGGUAAGAGUUUUUCAGCUUUGUGAGGCACCUUACCAUCAAAGACAAUGGCCAGCAAUGUUACCAACAAGACGGAUCCUCGCUCCAUGAACUCUCGUGUAUUCAUUGGGAAUCUCAAUACUCUUGUGGUCAAGAAAUCUGAUGUGGAGGCAAUCUUCUCGAAAUAUGGCAAAAUCGUGGGUUGCUCUGUUCAUAAGGGUUUUGCCUUCGUUCAGUAUGUUAAUGAGAGAAAUGCCCGGGCUGCUGUGGCAGGAGAGGAUGGCAGAAUGAUUGCUGGCCAGGUUUUAGAUAUUAAUCUGGCCGCAGAGCCAAAAGUGAACCGAGGAAAAGCAGGUGUGAAGCGAUCUGCAGCGGAGAUGUACGGGUCAGUACCAGAACACCCUUCUCCGUCCCCUCUACUCAGCUCCUCUUUUGACUUGGACUAUGACUUUCAACGGGAUUAUUAUGACAGGAUGUAUAGUUACCCAGCACGUGUUCCUCCUCCUCCUCCUAUUGCUCGGGCUGUAGUGCCCUCAAAACGCCAGCGUGUAUCAGGAAACACCUCACGAAGGGGCAAAAGUGGCUUCAAUUCUAAGAGUGGACAGCGGGGAUCUUCUUCUAAGUCUGGAAAGUUGAAAGGAGAUGACCUUCAGACCAUUAAGAAGGAGUUGACCCAGAUAAAACAAAAAGUGGAUUCCCUACUGGAAAGCCUGGAAAAAAUCGAAAAGGAACAGAGCAAACAAGGAGUAGAGAUGAAGAAUGAUAAGUCAGAAGAGGAGCAGAGCAGCAGCUCCCUGAAGAAAGAUGAGACUAAUGUGAAGAUGGAGUCUGAGGGGGGUGCAGAUGACUCUGCUGAGGAGGGGGACCUACUGGAUGAUGAUGAUAAUGAAGAUCGGGGGGAUGACCAGCUGGAGUUGAUCAAGGAUGAUGAAAAAGAGGCUGAGGAAGGAGAGGAUGACAGAGACAGCGCCAAUGGCGAGGAUGACUCUUAAGCACAUAGUGGGGUUUAGAAAUCUUGUCCCAUUAUUUCUUUACCUAGGCGCUUGUCUAAGAUCAAAAUUUUCACCAGAUCCUCUCCCCUAGUAUCUUCAGCACAUGCUCACUGUUGUCCCCAUCCUUGUCCUUCCCAUGUUCAUUAAUUCAUACUGCCCUGCGCCUAGUCCCAUUUUCACUUCCUUUGAUGCUCCCAGUAGUUAUGUUAAGUCUUACCCUGUAAUUUUUGCUUUUAAUUUUGAUACCUCUUUAUGACUUAACAAUAAAAAGGAUGUAUGGUUUUUA